UUUUCAGCCCGAUACGAGUACGAGUCUUCUCUCUUGAGUACUCAGCGAUACCGUGUUCUUGAUGAUUUGCCAAUGUGUCAAACCGCCACAGUGCAGCAUCGACUACUGGUGUGGACUUCAGAUGUCAGAUUUUAUUGCCUUAAGUAUCGAUUGCUAUCGACAGCGUUUUCCUUGAAAUAAGGCCGGUAUUGGCCCGAUACCUGGUACCGGUACUCGCCUAUCCCUUGCUGUGUGCCUUGAGAUUUUUUCUAAUGUACAGUACAAUAUGUGCCUUGGCCCAGUAAACAUUGGUCUAACGUUAGGUGCUGCAUAUUUAACGUUAGACAAAGCAGUUGAGAGGAGGUUUUCCUUACGUAUUUUGGAAAUCGGGUCAGCCAUGAUUCAUUGGGUCAGUGGGUCCUGUGUCGCUCGUUUCAGUGCCCAAAACCUGGCUCACCCAAUUGGGUGGAAGCUCAUUGAUUUGACUUGGGGCAGGUCAAAGUAAAUGCUGUAUUAUCAUCUGGAAGAGCUUUGCUUUUUUUGUUUUGUUUGUAAUGUAAUGCAGAUUGUAAAACGUAUCAAAAGUGAAGCCAAGGCUGUUGUGUGUAUUGUCACGUUCCACCAAUACUACACUGAAGGAAACGACCAAUUACCGUCGGCUGUCUUCACACAAACAUGUUAUGAUUCUCGAGGGGUUAUGCAAUAAAAAGAGGUGCAUGCGCGCGUGUAUGUAUCUCAUGGCCUUGUUUAUCUCCCUUUCCUGAUAAGAUGAACCUUCACCAAAGAGGCCGCUGCAACGAAACGGCUCGUGUGUCAAAACAGUGAACAGAAAACCAAACAUGUUAUUCGCUCCUGCAUUGAAACAUCUUCAAGCCAAGUGUGUUUUCCUAACCCUCUUCAGUCAUUGAUGAGUGAAAGCGGCCCAGCAACCAACCCGAGCGGCCAAGCUUGUUUUGAUGUCCAAUCACUCUGCGUUCCAAAGUCAAUAUUGAUCCCAGACCCUGUGAACCUUCAACCACGCACGUCCGGCAGGGUCAACCUACUGUUUACUGCAGCUAUGUCACAAAUAUUUUAUGUCUGUAGGCGGCGUGUCAAUCAUUGACCCUCCCCAGAGGCCAGACACAUGCAUAAAUACGGCUGGAGAGGGAGGCGGCGAUAGGAAAAGUGCGAAGAGUUAACAUGUGUGGAUUACACGAGAAGAUGAUGCUGGUGACCCUUGCGGUUUUGGCGGCGGCGGCGGCGGCGGGGUCGUCCCCGGUGGCGGGACCCGAGCCCAUCCGCUGCGCCCCCUGCACCCAGGAGAAGCAGAGCGAGUGUCCCGCCGUCCCGGCCGGCUGCGGCCAGGUUCUGAGGGAGCCGGGCUGCGGCUGCUGCAUGGCCUGCGCCCUGGAGAGAGGGAGCGCCUGCGGGGUCCACACGGCGCACUGCGCCCGCGGCCUGCGCUGCUUGCCCAGGCCCGGCGAGGCCAGGCCUCUCCAUGCCCUCACCCGGGGACAGGGGGUCUGCACCGAAGACCAAGAUGAUGCUGAAGACGACCACAGGUCACUGCAGUACAUGCUGGGCUUGCCCAACCAGGACGCUGACGACGCCCGGGACAGCAUCAAGGCCAAAGUCAACGCCAUCCGCAAUCAACUGGUGCAGGAGGGUCCUUGCCACAUUGCGCUUCACGCCGCCCUGGACGCCAUCGCCAGCUCCCAGCAGAACCUCGGCGAGAAGUUCACCACUUUCUACCUCCCCAACUGCGACAUGCACGGCUUCUACAAGGCCAAGCAGUGCGAGUCAUCCCUGGCGGGCCCUCCCGCUCGCUGUUGGUGCGUCUCGGCCUGGAACGGCAAGAUCAUCCCCGGAGCCGGCGACAUCCCCGGUGACUCCGAGUGCCACCAGGAAGUCACUCACUGAAGCAACAAAUGAUCCACAAGCACACACAGGAGGACACCUUCCUCCCUUCAUGGAGCCAAAUUGUAAAUUAUUUUAUUUAUUCAUGACAAGUCUUUUUUUUUUUUCUAAAUGUUUUCCCUUUUUUCCCCCGCUCUUCAAUUGUAAAUAGGGCAACACUGUAUACAUUUGUAUUUCUGACUAAAUAACUCCAUUCCUCAAAAACCACAGCUCUGCAACCUCUGCCAAGCCCCAUUUCAGGGCCUUCUUUUUUUUCUUCUUCAAUUCAUUCACAUCGACACAGCCGCUCAUUCAUGCAAAAUGUUGACAUUGUCUGCAUGCAUCUUCAUUUCCUCAAUGGGGGAUACUUAAAGUACCGCAAGUAUGUGUAUGCUGGUCAAGCACAAACAUAUCAGGGCUCAUCCGAGCUUCUACAUUUGUCUACCUCUGCAGUUACCCACCCCUUUUUCCACUUCUGUCCACAGGGUCAC
Phycodurus eques (leafy seadragon) is the source of this 2345-nucleotide messenger RNA. RefSeq names its product insulin-like growth factor-binding protein 1. Lineage: Eukaryota; Metazoa; Chordata; Actinopteri; Syngnathiformes; Syngnathidae. Gene Ontology annotation, cellular component: extracellular region. Bases 1159 to 1878 code for a protein of 239 amino acids. The record is from RefSeq and is a predicted model, not a curated record. Gene Ontology annotation, biological process: regulation of insulin-like growth factor receptor signaling pathway. Gene Ontology annotation, molecular function: insulin-like growth factor II binding; insulin-like growth factor I binding. The transcript has 4 exons.